Messenger RNA from Aspergillus tanneri, 291 nucleotides. RefSeq lists its product as uncharacterized. Lineage: Eukaryota; Fungi; Ascomycota; Eurotiomycetes; Eurotiales; Aspergillaceae. The coding region runs from base 1 to 291 and encodes 96 amino acids. The record is from RefSeq and is a predicted model, not a curated record. The transcript has 2 exons.
AUGGCUGUGUGGUGUGGGGUACUCACAACCGUAGCGACUUUUACGACAUCUCUCGCAUGGUUGCUGCCCACCGCACAGUUGUUUCGACGUGGUGCAGUUAUUGGCCAUGGACGGCAACAUGGCGUUUUAGAGGGUCUCCGUGCAAUUCGUGUCAUCCAGAUUCUUGGGAAAGAACUCGCCAUCUUACUUUCUAGAAAAGGAUCUCGAACACCAUUGAUGGAAACGGCCGUAGUUCAAGAUGGCGGCGACCAUGGCGCUCGAAGUGUUCGCGGCGUUGUGCAGUGCGAGUGA